AGGGAGGGCGCAGCAGGGAGCCUGCCUGCCAGACACCCUCGGGGAGCCUGCCCUUUCAAGCAUGCUCCAUACCAUCUGGGCUCCCUCACUCCCAGUGUGCUCUUAGCUCUGCCUGCGUGGGGUCCUGGAGACCUUCUUGGAGCUCAUCCAGCAACCAUCAUGCAGGGUGGUGCUGGGCGCUGCCCUCUUACUCGGAGGUGGAGGCCUCAUGCUGUGGAUUCAGAGAAAGAGGAGAAGGAAGACAGUCUCUGAGUCAGCACCAGAUGAGCACGAGCCACCAGAAGGCCAUAAAGCAAAGAAUGAGGACUGGAUCAAAUCUCACUUUAGCCGCCUUUCUGAAGAGAAGCUAGCCACCUGCAGCAACUCUGCUGCUGCCAGCAGCAGUGCCACGGCCCUCCGGCCUAAGAGUGGCAGUGGAGAGGCCAGCACCACGAUUCGCGUGGAGACUUUCACCACGAGUCAAGAUGGGGGCACAGCUCUUCACCGGGAGUCCUUCACCAGCAAGCAGAGGAUGUCUGGGUCCUCAGUGAUCAAAGAGACCCACAAGGAAUCUGGAAAAUCCUCAUCCACGGAUGAGGCCACGUGGGCUGCCGUGGCUGCCUGUACCAAGGAGAUUGACACCAAGGGGCAGCAACUGGCUAACUCCAUGUUGCAGCGUGCCAUGGCUUACCAGAACUCAGGCCACCUGGAGUCCAAGGACAUCAACCAGGAGGAGCUGAAGGCCCUCGAGGAGGUGGAGAUGAAGCUGAAAGGGAAUUUCCUCACCCAGCGGGAAACCUCUGUAGCUGGUGCGAACCACACACACACCUUCCAUGGCCAUGGUCAACAUGGCCACCAGAGUCAUCCAAGCCACCCAAGCCACCAGAGUCACAGCCUGCCCAACCGCAGCCACCAGACCUACCACCCCUUUGAAGCCACCUAACCAUGGAUGGAGAUACCCCUUCCCCCAGCAGGGCUGGCAUACAAUCACAGGCCUGUUUUCUCUCCUAUGGGCAACUAUGUGGCCCAGGGGGAGAUGCUGCCACCCAAAUCCCUUCUUCUUUGGGCCCCCACAGGGGUCCUGGGCCUCUUUGACUCCAUGAGUGGGGUCUGUCACAGAGGAUGGCUCCUGAUGGAGGAAGAGCUGGGAGGAAGCGAAGCAGCUGAGACAGACUCACGGGCCCCGGAAGACCCACUGAGAGAAGACAGACGAGGCAGAUCCCAGGAGCAGCUGAGAGCCCCACACUGAUGCCAAAUGCCUGGAACUGAGCCAAUAAAGCCUUGUAUCCCCUC
Molecule: messenger RNA, 1272 nt
Organism: Ceratotherium simum simum (southern white rhinoceros)
Lineage: Eukaryota; Metazoa; Chordata; Mammalia; Perissodactyla; Rhinocerotidae
Gene: C6H10orf62
Product: chromosome 6 C10orf62 homolog
Source: RefSeq, a predicted model, not a curated record